GCACAGAGCAAGAGAUCUAAGGAUCCUCGACAUCUGGGAAAGGGAAUUGAUCAGAGUAAGUAAUGGGAGGAAGUACGGGCUGACAAGGACAAUGGUGGAGUCGCUGUAGUUCAGGGAUGACUUCCAAGGUUUUGUGGAAUCGAACACAGGCAAGAUGGAGAGAUGACGAGAAGAGCUAAAGAUGCCAGCGACCAAGCAGCAAGACGGUGCAAAUUUGAAUCAACAACAGGUAGCAAAAGGGUGGAAUGUGGCAGGCAGGUGAAACAGGGCAAGGUGCCCGACGCCGCCUGCAAAAGGGUCGGUCCCUUCAGUUCGCCCGGGAAUGGCAUACCAAACUCGCUGGGGUUUGCGAUUGUUGCACGAUCAAUUUGGGAGUUCGGGUCGGUUGCUGGGCGUGAAUCCUGGCGGCGCGAUGUCAUCAGCGGGGCAGUGCGGCGCCCGACCAGGCGUGUUGGUUUCACGCAUGCAAAACGUGGUUCGGCAACAAAUUCGAGGCUAUCCAGCAGCUUGAAGCGGUCUGCCGUGUUUUAUUGCAUGUUGGAAUUGAAUUGCGAUGAAGUGUCGAGCUUGAAGACCAGCGACCUCCCGUCUGCACCGAUCAAUUUGUUGUCGCAUGCGGGUCACAGACACCCAAAGAGCUCCAACUCCCAGUUUGGGCUCAGCGGCAUCGUUUCUGCCCGGUUCGUACAACUUUCUCGAGCCUUCUGCACCGAACAAAUUGUUCCUAAAUGUAUUAGGCCCAAGGCUUGAUCAGUUGUCGGCCGUCCUUUGGUUUCUCGGCUUGAUUGCUUCCGAUCCGGCCAUCGGUUCACCUCCAAGGUUCAUGACGUCAGCGCCCAGGCCAAGAAAAAGUUGUGUCUUGGUAGAUCUGUGCGUCCGCCCAGUCUAGAACCACCUGCGCGUUCCUGGCCCGUGCUUUCCAUUUGAUGGAAAUCUGCAUGUCAAAUUCAGUUAUCAAGGACUGAUGCGCCUGACAAUGGCGACGACGCUCGAUUGGCGAACUUUCUCUUCGGUA
Molecule: messenger RNA, 1015 nt
Organism: Parathielavia appendiculata
Lineage: Eukaryota; Fungi; Ascomycota; Sordariomycetes; Sordariales; Chaetomiaceae
Exons: 1
Coding region: 163-750 (195 amino acids)
Source: RefSeq, a predicted model, not a curated record